CCCGCUUGGCAGGAAAGCACAGCCUCGGAGCAAAGCACAUGGUAAACAACCAGUGACCCACAGACGUGCAUCUUUGUGCCGGAUUCCACAGCCCCAGCUCUUAGGAAAAAGAUGCUGUUCAGCUCCUGCCUGCUCUGGAAAACACUGAUUUUUAUAAGUUUAGCAGUGCUACUUACAGAUUUUACUGAAAUCAGAGCUUUUGCCAAUCCAAGUGAAUGUAAAAGUGCAACCAUAGAUGAUAUGAAUGAGAGUCUUGAGAAAUAUUCGAAAUGCUUUAAUGAAAUGAUUGCCAAAGGUGAAAAAGCUCCAAUCAAUUCCCUUGUCUGGAGACUGCAAGAAACACUUGAUCUCCUGCGCCCUGUUCAAGAGAAAUUUUGCAAGCAGCUGCCUCCGUGCCCACGCCCCCUAGCUCCUAGAAAUGGCGGGCUGGUGUGUGUCACCAUUGACAAUGCUCAGUACUGCAAACCCAUGUGCAACAAGGGCUAUGACUUCCAGUUCCUCAGAAGAAGCAGAUUGUAUGAAGUAUGUGGCAAUGCCACCGGGUUUUCCUGGACAUCCCAGCUUUUUGGAGGAAAGGCACUGGCUGUUUGUAACCCCUCUGAGAUGGCCGUCAGUGGAGCAAAAUCUGCCUAUUUCCCCGCCAACAGCACUUGUCUGCACACCUUAGCCUUCACUGAAACUCAGACAGAGCAUCUAAACACCUUCCUCAAAGAGCUUGGUGAUCAAGGCAUCGACAGCUCCAGCCGUGACAAGGAGGCUGAUUGUAUCAUCUGUGGUUAGUAGCACCAAAAAGCUUGUGCCACAGACCAACCAGGCGUCUGCAAUUUGAUGUGGGUAUGUUGAAAAGUGAAGCAGUGAAAUAAUUGCUAAGAUGUGUAAACAUACAGCUUUUAUUUAGUUAAAGGACUAGAGAUCAUAGUCAUAACUUGACUUCAGCUCUUGGGUACAGAUAUACAGGCUAAACCUAAUCACAUAGCUCAUGACAGAGGUGUUUCAAAGCAGGAUCACUUUUAUGGCUCAAAUUUGUCUAGCUAGAAUUGAAUAAGAAUUAGAGUUGUUUCAUGUCUUAGUCAUUAGUUAAACACAAUAAUUGUUACCAGAAAUCAUCGUCUGUCAGGGAUCAUCUUUACUGAGACAGGGCCGUACAUUUAGUUGCUUUUACAGUUAUCAAUUAAUCACUAUUGUUGCUCUGAUGACCAUUAAAGCAAUGCAAGUCCCGACAGUUACUGGCUGUAGGGGUAUAAUUCUUUAUUCAUGUGCGUGCUUGAUUGGAGGUUAAAUCAGGUUUUAUGUACAGCUGUUCAAGGUGCUGUGUUUUGCAUGAGCUACAGACUUGAAGCACUGCAGUUUGUUGGUUGGACAACAAAGAUUUCUUCUGUGUUUAUCACCUUAGGACAUCUGACAGAAGACGUAGCCUUUAGGUAUACUUCAAUGCAUUUCUAAGAGUUGAAAAGUGCUCUAUAUGCUUGUCGUAACAAGGCAAAAUGGCAGGAAAAAAUGUACCAUCUUGGUCCAGUACAAAAUUUGAGAAUGGGGAUUGCCCUAAACUAGCAGGUAUUUUCAUCAUGUCUUCUCUGCCAAAAAGAUAAGGGAGGUGAAUGUUGAGGGACUUGCAUGAGAAUCAUUCUGGUUAGUGUGCCAGGGAUCAGCUUCAGCCUCCUCUGUUUGGUCCCUUUGGGUCAAAACCAUGGUUGCUAUGGAAAAAAAGUCCUAUCUACCCUUGGUUUGCUCUGACAAUGGCCAUGCCCACUGUUGGGAUCUGGGGCUGCAAGCGCUCUUCUGUGCUCACACUUCCUUGCAAUCCCUGGGCAUAUGCAGCACACACACCUAUGGGGCCUCCCUGAGGCAAAGGCUGUGGUUACCACAAACUAUGGCUUAGCUCCAGAGAGAAAGCACAAAACAACACGGUCUGGUUGGUAAAGGGGUUGGGACAGGCCAUAUUUUUGCUAGAGUUGUAGGGUUUUGGGCUGACCAGCUGAGAUGCUUUGAUCUCAGCACUCUAGUGCCAGGGCAGUUGCUGGUUCUAGCCCAAGAUUUGCAUAGGUUCUGGCUAGUCCUCCUCCUUUUUUUUUCCUUUUUUUUUUUUUUUUUUUUUCCACCUCCUCGUUUUAUUUCCAAAUGUGGACUAAAUGUGGAUGGGUUUGCUGUUGCCAGAGUUAGCAGAAAUUUAGUUGGUCAUCUGAUUUGAUAACAGCCUUAAACAUGAACAAAUAUACAAGUGACUUUUUUUGUUGUUGUUGUUGAUUCUUCUAAUGAAAUAAAAAACCCAACAUUUUCCUGCUUCAA
Molecule: messenger RNA, 2286 nt
Organism: Columba livia (rock pigeon)
Lineage: Eukaryota; Metazoa; Chordata; Aves; Columbiformes; Columbidae
Exons: 7
Coding region: 112-780 (222 amino acids)
Source: RefSeq, a predicted model, not a curated record